Miniopterus natalensis is the source of this 5266-nucleotide messenger RNA. The record is from RefSeq and is a predicted model, not a curated record. Lineage: Eukaryota; Metazoa; Chordata; Mammalia; Chiroptera; Miniopteridae.
GUCACAGAGCUGAACUAAAUACUACACAUGUUUGUGAUUAAAUAUUAUGGACUGCAGAACAUAUGUGUUAAUAAUACAUCCAGUGCAUGUAGUGGGCACUUCCUCCUAUGAGCUAAGAGACAACACAUCUGACUCAUUGACAAGAUCAAAUCUGAUUUCAAAGAUGUGCUCUACGAACCCAGGCAACUGGGUCACAUUUGAUGACGACCCUGCAUUUCAGUCUUCUCCAAAGUCAAAGAAUUUCCCUCUGGAGAAUCAAGGCAUCUGUAGGCCAAACGGACUUACGCUGAACCUUUCUGGUCCUAAGGAAUUUCCCAGUGGGUCUUCCUCCACCAGUAGUACCCCUCUCCCCUCUCCCAUCAUAGACUUUUACUUCAGUCCAGGACCUCCAAGUAACUCUCCUCUUUCUACACCUACCAAAGACUUCCCAGGAAUUCCUGGCAUCCCCAAAUCAGGGACUCAUGUGCUUUAUCCUAUUCCAGAAUUAUCUUCAAACAGUCCACUCGCAGCACCUGAAGCAGAUUCUUCCUUAUUGCCUCCUAAGCCAACCUGCCUAUCCCAUGCUUCCUUACCCAGUGACCACCCAUGUACACCUCCAGCUCCCAAAGUGGGUCUUCCAGAUGAAGGUAGUCCUCCACAGGCUGAAAGCCUGGGGUUCCAAAGUGAUGCUCUCCAGUUUCAGUAUUUUCGGGAGGACUGUGCCUUUUCAAGUCCAUUUUGGAAAGAAGAAGGUAGUGCUUCCCAGUUCACCUUCGAUCCCCUGGGAAGCAGAAAGGGGUUCCCAUCAAGAGACAAAGAAAUGCCAAUUGAUCAAAAAAGCUUAAAUCAGUGUUCACUCAACUACAUCUGUAAGAAGCUUGAACACCUCCAAUCAGCUGAGAACCAAGACUCAUUUGGAAGCCUGUCUAUGCAAUGUCUGUAUGCUGAAGACACAGCCUCUUCCUUUGUCCCCCACACGCUCUUCAGGAGUCAGCCCAAAUCUGGAUGGUCUUUCAUGCUGAGAAUCCCUGAGAAGAAGAACAUGAUGUCUUCUCGUCAGUGGGGACCAAUUUUUUUAAAAGUCUUACCUGGAGGAAUUUUGCAAAUGUAUUAUGAGAAGGGGUUAGAAAAACCAUUUAAAGAGUUACAGCUUGAUCCACAAUGCAGGCUUUCUGAACCCAAACUUGAGAACUUCAGUGUGGCAGGAAAAAUCCAUACUGUGAAGAUUGAACACGUGUCUUACACUGAAAAAAGAAAAUACCAUUCUAAGACAGAAGUGGUUCAUGAGCCAGACAUAGAACAGAUGCUAAAGUUGGGGUCCACAGAGUACCAUGACUUCCUUGACUUUCUGACUACCGUGGAGGAGGAGCUGAUGAAGCUGCCAGCUGUUUCAAAACCAAAAAAGAAUUAUGAGGAACAAGAAAUUUCCCUUGAAAUUGUGGACAACUUUUGGGGCAAAAUCACUAAAGAAGAAGGAAAAUUGGUUGAAAGUGCCGUGAUAACUCAAAUCUGUUGCCUCUGUUUUGUGAAUGGGAACUCGGAAUGCUUCUUAACAUUGAAUGAUCUUGAGCUGCAGAAGCGAAAUGAACACUAUUUUGAAACAGACCCAGAAAAGAAGGGGAUUGAUAUUCUCGAAUAUCAUUUUCACAAGUGUGUGAAAGCACAAGAAUUUGAGCGAUCAAGAAUCAUUAAGUUUGUACCUCUGGAUGCCUGCCGGUUUGAGCUGAUGCGUUUCAAGACUUUAUAUAAUGGGGAAGAUCUUCCCUUUUCCCUGAAGUCUGUAGUGGUUGUCCAGGGGGCGUAUGUGGAGCUUCAGGCCUUUGUCAACAUGGCCCCGUUGCUUCAGAGAUCCUCCCAUGCCAGUUCCCUGAGGUCCUGUGAUAACAUAAUGAUACACUUUCCCGUUCCAUCGCAGUGGAUCAAGGCUCUCUGGACCAUGAACCUCCAGAGGCAGAAGUCCCUGAAAGCCAAAAUGAACCGUCCGGCAUGUCUGGGGAGUUUGCAUGAACCUGAAUCUGAACCUGUCAUACAGGUCACUGUGGGGUCAGCAAAAUACGAGAGUGCCUACCGGGCCGUGGUGUGGAAGAUAGACCGGCUUCCCGAUAAACAUUCAAGUCCUGAUCAUCCCCAUUGUUUGUCAUACAAACUAGAACUUGGAUCAGACCAAGAAAUUCCCUCUGAUUGGUAUCCAUUUGCUACUGUUCAGUUUGGAGUGCUCGACACCUGUGCCUCAAGGACAGAGGUCAGGUCUCUGGGGGUGGAGAGUGACGUCCAGCCACAGAAGCACAUUCAUCAGCGAGCUUGCUACAACAUCCAGGUUGAAAUAGAAAAGAAGUGGAUUAAAAUCGAUGGAGAAGACCCAGAUAAAGCUGGUGACUGCGUAACUCAGUAGGAGUAGCAAGAGUUAAUGAUGACGACCUCCUUUCCAAAUAUGCAAUUUAUAGAAACCACACACAGUUGUGCUCCUGUAGAGUGGAAAUGACUCCUGAGUAGAGGGCUUAGGACAGGUCCAGGGGCCGUGUUUAGAGAAGUGUAGACCUGAAACCGAACAAUCUGUGUUUUCUGCUUUUGAUAUGUUUGUGCCGCAGGGGUUUGAUCUAAAGUGUGUCUGUAAUUUGCGUGAUGUUUCUGCCUCCUACUGAAACUCAGAGGCGCUGUUAUUCAGCGUGUGACCCAACAGCCCGUUUGGCCAAAGGGUUUUUGAUUUUUGAUGACUCGGUGGCUGAUUGUUUUUUGCUAUGGAUUGCCCAGGUGCCAUAUUUAUUAUCCUCCAGUCCCCGUUUCUUCUUGCUGUGUUAGCACCGGUCCUGGAGGGUGAAAUGAUCAAAGGGAACAGAAACCACGUCACUUCAUCUUCCCGCUUGCCCACCCCUGAGACGUGGCGGGUGCGGAGCGAUGCUGAGAGCGCAGGUUACAUUGGAGAGGUGGACGUAUCUGUGCUUUUCACUCGUUUACCUUCCUGGCCUCUUACCACACUGCAGGUCAUCAUCGGCUGUAUUUGGUCCCUGUCUUUCCCCCACAGUAUUAUUGUUUUCAAAAUGUAUCUGUAUUCUGGCGUGUGUUGCAGAGAAGCUGUUUCUGUUGAUAUACAUAUUUUAGUACAAGUCACUAAGACCUAUUGCCUUUUGCUUGGAGAAAUUUCUUUUAAAAUGGAAUCCCAGUAUUUGACACUAGUUAAAAUAUUUAUGUACAUUAAAGAUGAAUUUUUAAACUUCAUGAAUAUUCUUUCCCAAAAGUAUAGACUCUAAGAAUGUACUUCGAUAAAGUAUUAUUUGUGAUUAACAGAAGUCUCUCUUGAGUAGAAGUCUAAUUCAAGAUAAUUUUAUGCUAGUUCUACUGGAUUCAGAAUAUUUUUCUUUAAAAGGUGAGUGAAUUGAAAGAGUGGAUUAUUUCCCCUAGAUUUUUGGCAUUUCUGUUCUUCAGUAAGCUAAAUGUUUGGUUUCUAAUGAAAAGCCAAUAGCAUUAGCAGUAUAAUUCUGUUUAUAAUUUCCCUUUAAUAUUUACCACAAAAGGUCAAAUUUAAAAAUUCAUGAAACCUAUAUUCUAGGUAUUUUUUAGUCUGAAAAACAAAAAUCCUCCAUUUGGUAUUAACAUACCUUCAAUUUAUGUUGUAUCUACAAUAUGAUUAGGAAGUAUUUUUCUUUAUCUACUAGAUUUGUUUUAAGUCAAAACUGAUAUAAUGAUGCCCUUCCAAACAACAUGUAUUUGUCGGCCCAGAGUUUACGUCUUAUGUUUUAUUUAAUAUCGUGUUACAUUCAUUGUAAUCUGCUCCAGAGCCAGAUUAAAACGAACACGUGUCCUGGUUUGUAUCAAUCAGCAGAUUUUAUUGCUUUUCCUUACUUUGCUGACACAGCGAGGCGUGCAGGAGUUGACUGCUGAAAUGAAGUGUUACUGCUCUUUUUAGCUCCACGUGGUGCAUUGCUCAGAAUAUCUCUGCUCGAGGCUGGCUGUUGAUCUGCAGAAGGGCAAAUCUGUGUGUGCCAUUAAAAAACCCGGCGUCUUUCCCCAGGCCUGGCGGCUUCAGCCCCGAGGCGGCUGGAGGGGCUGCCGCUCCGGACCGGACCCGGGUCGGCUGGCUUAAUUCCUGCCGUUGCUCCCAAGCCCCACUGCUGGCAUCCUGGCCGCGAGCGACUCGGAGCCUGGUUCAGCUGGACUUCAUGGAUGUUCACACCUCCGAAUAAUGGCAGCCAAGGGUCCCGCGAGUGGCCGCGCUUGCUGCCCAGGCUGCCCGGUGUCUGUGACUGCCCCCCGCCGGGUCACUUAUUCCCCGGCCCCCCGCCUUCGGGAGCGUCCCGGCUCAGUGUUGGAAACCCAGCAGCAAAGCGCUGACGAACGCCCGAGCUGAGUUUCUGCGGCGGAGCGGAGGUUGAUAGCAAUAACGGCGGGGUGCUGUGGCGUAAUUGUUAAUUUGCACAUCUAUUAGGAUCCUUAAAUAUUCAUUACUUAGCGUUAAAUUAACAUUCUGUGGAGGGAGGAGAGGCUUUUUCAUACAAUUCUUCUGACCUCAGAAAUGGCAGAAGGUCGGAUGUGACCACUGUGCUGUAAGUGAAAAAUCAGGUAGGGUCCAUUUAGACUUACAAAUUAAAAAGUAGAAUGUCCUUUGCCGGGAAGUAAAUGAGGAUCUUAAAGACAGCAACUACGAUAACAAAACCCCUACUUCUAAGGUUGGGAAGGAUGGAAGAGCGUGAAGGAGGAACUACUCCUUUCUAGCAUUUUAACUUAGGUAAUUUAGAUCAACCCCUUCUCAGUUUGACUGUUUAGGGGCCAGUCGUUUGAUGGACAUACAUCAGGCUUCCAAGGACUUGGCCCGUUUCGGACUAGCUGUCCUGCUCUGAUUGUUCAGGUCUGGUUGCCUUCCCAGUCAAAGGAUCACUAUUAACUGUGUAAAUGAAUUCAUGGCUUGAUCAAUUGUACAGAUCAGAAUCUAAGGACAUUUUCUCUUUCUAUGGGAAGACAAAUAGUUUAUUCAUUUAAGAAGGUAGGAAAAAAUGUACUUUUCAGCAUAUAGAUAAAGGUUGGAUUUGUUUUUUUACCUGAUUUAUAUAUUAGACAGUUUUAGGGUUUAGUUUCCUUCAUUCUGAAGCUGUGCUUAGGAUACAGCCCUUUUCUUAUAAAUUCAGUUAGAAAGCCUUCCUUAGUAAUGAUUAAGUAUUAUGUCUUACUUAAAAUAUUACUUUAUGUCAUAGCAACACAAGUGUAAAGCAGGUUGAGACUUAAUAAUCCUGUAACAAAGUAUUUGGUAGAUUGCAUAUUGGUUUUUCAAAAUUAAAGAUGUAUUUCAAAUGAU